AUGGAAAAUCAAAAGGAUGACCUCAAGUGGUUCGGUGAGGGAUUUGACGGGUUUCCGAAGAAGUUACCGGACGAUGUCGUCGAAUACAUGGUCUUCAUUAUAGACUCCAGGCUUUCAGAUCUCCAGACUAGAGAAAGACUACAGGCUUUCCAACGCGCUCUCAACACUCUGGAGAAGAAGUUUCUGAAAGAGUACAUCUGGCAACGCGACCCACUCAAACUUGAGUUGGUUCGUGAAGAAAACCAAUGGCUCCUUCGCGGUCGCACCAACUAUGGAGAUAGCGUCGCAGAUGAAUGGCUCAUCGUCUACUUUUUGCGAGAGCUGAGCAGGGAGUUCAAAGACGCCUGGAUACGCAUCUACGACAGCGAUGGAGAAUUCCUCCUUAUCGAAGCUGCGAAUGCACUACCAAAGUGGCUCAACCCAGAGGUUGCAGAGAACAGAGUCUGGAUCAACAAUCACCGACUGCUCAUUAUCCCUCUAGGAAAGGAGGAGGAGCCCGCGCCACUGUCCCAGACGCAAGCGCUGCAAAUCAUUCAUGAUACACCGGCCCGCCCACAGCAGUACAUCAAGGUUGAGAAAGAGGCAUUUCAUCGGUUGAAUGGUUACCCAGCCGCCAUAUCAGACAACCAGCAUCAUGCAACCGUGCCACUCCCAAGAAAAGUUGCACAUAUCCUGCAUGUCAACCCAUCGUACAUUGCACCAGUUGUAGAGGCAUUUUAUCUCCGCGACCCCAUCUCAAUACGUCUUUUACAGCCCAGCAAGUCAAAAAAAGCCUUGAUUUUCCCGCCUGAAGACUUCGUCGAUGUUAGUGUGCGCUUUACGAAAGUGCUAUAUGCUCAACUUCUUGGACAACACUGGGAACCAACGGAACCAUGGAAUACUGCGCUAGAACAACUCUUGAAAUCGGGCAAACCGACUGAAAAGACCGAAAUUGGUAUCAAGAUUGCAGCUGGAAUGCAGAUGCUACUUUCGCACUCCAUCUACAUCUCUUACAAGUCCACGCGCGAAAUUUCUCUUCUGCUUGAGGAUCUCGAUAAUGGUGAUGAUGCGCUUCCGACAGAUGCAGAGAUUACUAGCUGGCCAAAACGCGACGAUGACGAAGGUUGGCUGAACAUUGACUUUGCUGAAUUUGAGAAAGAACUGGAGGGCAAAGGUGGUGGGGCGAAAGAUGGGUUUGGAGACAAGAAUGCUCAAGAGAACCUGAAAAAGAUGGUCGCCCGCUUUAACGACUUCUUAGCUGACAAUGAAACGGGCGCAGACGGUGCUGACGCAGGGUUGGAUCCAAUGGAUGUGGACAACGACUCAGAUGCUGAAGGAAGAGGAUGGGAAGACCCUGAGGAUAGCGACUCCGAUGUUCAAACUAGCCCCAAAGGGAAAGCCAAGGCGGAAGAAUUCACUGGACACGCAGGAAAUGAUACAGACGAAGAGACCGACGCUGCAGCUGAUGCCGAAUAUGCCGAGUAUGAGCAAUCUUACGAGAAGUUUAUGAUGCUUUCUGCUGCUGAAAAAGCUAUUCUCACCGAUGAAGCGCGGGCUCUGGCACGCGAACAAGACGCCGAGAAAGAAGAAGACGAGGAAAUCCAAAAACUUACCGAAAUGAUGGAGGCGGAGCUUUUCAGCCAUGGCGCCUUGAAUAUCAAUCCAAAGCCCGACCACAAACUCUCGAUUGAAGGUAAAGGCAAGGGCAAGGCGAAGGUGCCUGCAAUUUCAGAAACAAAGGAAUAUGGCGAUGACGAUGACGAUGACGAUGACGAUGACGAUGACGAUGACGAUGAAGACAUUGAUUUAUUGGACGAAGACCACAACCUUGUAGACAACAUGCUCAAGGCAUUCAAGGGCCAAGCUGGAAUGUCUGGGCCAGCGGGAAAUAUGAUGAAAGCCAUGGGCAUUCAGCUUCCUCAAGAUGCUGAUGAUGAAAUCAAAGGUUCAGGUUCUAAAGUAAAGAAAGAGAGUACGUAG
Messenger RNA from Exserohilum turcica Et28A, 1959 nucleotides. RefSeq lists its product as uncharacterized. The transcript has a single exon. Lineage: Eukaryota; Fungi; Ascomycota; Dothideomycetes; Pleosporales; Pleosporaceae. The record is from RefSeq and is a predicted model, not a curated record. Gene Ontology annotation, cellular component: nucleus. The coding region runs from base 1 to 1959 and encodes 652 amino acids.